UGGCGGAGAGUGUCGCACGCAGGGUGCACUCCUGCCUGCCUGCUUGGGCCCGCACACACAUGCACACACACACACACUGUUUCUCACGCGCGGACACCAAAAACCUGUGAGAAACCGACACCAAACGGAUUGACGCUACAUUUCAGUGCCAAAAAAACCCCCCAAAACCAGGUCACUCGAGUGUUUUCCCGGAUCGCCUCUGAGCGCGAGCUGUCUGUCCGGAGUUGCUCGACGUGGGACUCGAUGAAAGAUGACAGAGGAGGUGAUUGUUAUAGCCAAGUGGGACUACACCGCUCAGCAGGACCAGGAACUAGACAUCCGGAAAAACGAGCGCCUGUGGCUCCUGGAUGACUCUAAAACCUGGUGGAGAGUCCGCAAUGCGUCCAACCGCACAGGUUAUGUCCCGUCCAACUAUGUCGAGCGCAAGAAUAGCCUUAAGAAAGCUUCGAUUGUAAAGAACCUGAAGGAUACACUUGGUUUGGGCAAAACGAAAAGAAAGACAAGUGCACGUGAUGCCUCUCCCACACCAAGCACAGAUGCAGAGUACCCAUCCAACGGGAGCGCAGGAGGCAGUGGAGUCAGUGGGGCAGAACGGAUCUUCGAUCUGAACAUUCCAGCAGUGGUGAAGUUCUCCUACACAGCAGAGCGCGAUGACGAGCUGAGUUUAGUUAAAGGAGACCGGGUGGUGGUGAUGGAGAAGUGCAGUGACGGCUGGUGGAGGGGGAGCCAUGACGGACGUGUGGGAUGGUUUCCUUCUAACUACGUCCGGGAAGAACCGGCGUAUGCGGAUACAAGUGCAGGGUUUGGAGGGGACACGUUGGGGGGGAUUCGCUCCCUGAGAGCAGGGCAAGGAAUGGGACUUGCCAAUGGCCGGCUGACAGGCACAGGGAGUACAGUAUUUCACGUGGUCCAGACUCUGUACCCCUUCAGCUCGGUUACUGAUGAGGAGUUGAACUUUGAGAAGGGUGAGACCAUGGAGGUGGUGGAGAAGCCUGAGAAUGACCCUGAGUGGUGGAAGUGUAGAAACAGCAAGGGCGUGAUUGGCCUUGUGCCGAAGAACUAUGUGGUUGUGCUUAAUGAAGGGCCUGCUGUGCGCAACCUUGCCUCCCCUCCAAUUAGCCACAUGGGCCCAUCCCGUACAGGCAGGUUUGCAGGCAAGGAGUGGUACUACGGUAAUGUGACACGGCACCAGGCAGAGUGCGCCCUCAACGAACGAGGAGACGAAGGAGACUUCCUUAUAAGAGACAGCGAGUCCUCGCCCAGUGAUUUCUCAGUGUCUUUGAAGGCAGUAGGAAAGAAUAAACACUUCAAGGUGCAGAUGCAGGAUGGAGUCUACUGUAUUGGCCAGCGACGUUUCAACAGUAUAGAUGAGCUGGUGGAGCACUACAAAAAAGCUCCCAUCUUCACCAGUGAACAGGGAGACAAACUCUAUCUGGUCAAGCCUCUUGCAUGAACUCGACUCUAUUCUACUGGAUUAAUUUUGCCUUUCUUUCAGUAUUUCUUUUGCCCCUUUUCUGAUCUCUACCUGUAUCCUUGUAGGACUUUAAUCAAGCCUUGGGGCUGGAUAGCAGGAUCCUUUCAUGAGGGAAAACAUAAUUAUUUUGGCUUAAAGUCCUUUGCUCUUCACCUGGCUAUUUUGAGGAGAAACUGGAUGUUCUUUUAAGUUGAAAUACCCAUAAGCCUGUUAAACAUUCUUUGUUUCAAGGCUGAAUUCCAGCCUCUGAGGAUGACCUAGAAAGAAAUAUGGUCUGAUUCACUGUGUGACCAUUGUUAGCACUCCCUCUGCCUUUGGCGUACAGCUCCUCUGCUCCUACUGGCUUUGCUAAAAUAGCAUCUGCGUUUAAAACCUGUUUCACUUCAACUUAGACUGUUUCAGAUACUUCACUUUGUGCAUUAAUGAGAAGCAGAUCAGGCCAACAGUAGGAUGGGUUGAUUUUAGAUUUAUAUUUUGCACUAUUUGAUGCACAUGAUUUCAAAGGGUCAACGAGCAUAAAGCGCACAGUGGGAUGCAGCCCAGAUUGUGUGUCCACUUAAAGAGCCGAUAUGUAGAGCACAUUAGCUUCUUCGCAUGUCUGCCACUGUAUCAGAAUUCAGUUUUAAUGUAUUUCAGCACUGAAGCUAAAUAGACCAACUAUUAAUUGGAACUGUGCUCUCUCUCUUAUCCUCCCGAGACUGUUUCAGCCUAGAAGCCAAUCUCAAAACGCUGACUUCCAUUCAUGCCAGCUCUCAAUCUCUCCGACUCAGUGCACACAGAGAACUUUGGUUUCUCGGUUUUUACUGUAUUCAGCUCAAAUGUUUACCGCGAACACAAGUCGCUCUUCAGGGUUCCUUUAGGUUCAGGGUAAUAAUGGGGCUACAUCUAUCAGCCUUGAUACACUAGAAAGAGGAGGGUCUAGGCAUCUUUAUUGACCCAACCUGGGGUUUGAAUGUGUUUCCUACCACAGCCAAAUGUGCCACAUAUCUCCUGUAUGACAAUGCUUAGUGCUCUUAACAACUCAGAGUUCCCUCACACACACACACACACACACACACACACACACACACACACACACACACCUUCUCUUCUCUUAAUAACAUUCACACUUGCCUAGCUGAUUGUAAACACUAAGAGUAAUAAUACAUAUUAUUAGUUAUUAUUAGUCAAACUGUUUUUAUUCUCUUUCCUUUUGCCACAUCUGUCUGUUUACCAGGACGAGUAGUGUUGAUCGAGGUUUUUCUUUUUUUUUUUAAAGAUAUGUCUGAAUGUUAUUGAGCAAUGUUAUUUAAUUCUUCCUUUUACAAUAUGUACAUAUAUACAUAAAAAAAAAUAUAUAUAUAUAUAUAUAUAUAUAUAUAUAAAUAUAUAUAAAUAUAAAGAUAAGUUGCAUUUAUGAAUUGUUUAGAUCCAACAUUAUGGUACUGUACUGAGGACAGUGUGGUGAGAAUUUAAAUACUUUUGUUCAAUAAAAGUUUUGCAGAAUAACA
This is a messenger RNA of Silurus meridionalis, 2964 nucleotides long. It is a transcript of the gene nck2a, whose product is annotated as NCK adaptor protein 2a. Bases 251 to 1453 code for a protein of 400 amino acids. Gene Ontology annotation, molecular function: protein binding. The transcript is spliced from 4 exons. The record is from RefSeq and is a predicted model, not a curated record. Gene Ontology annotation, biological process: positive regulation of endoplasmic reticulum stress-induced intrinsic apoptotic signaling pathway; negative regulation of PERK-mediated unfolded protein response; positive regulation of translation in response to endoplasmic reticulum stress. NCBI's taxonomy places the organism in Eukaryota, Metazoa, Chordata, Actinopteri, Siluriformes, Siluridae.